Molecule: messenger RNA, 783 nt
Organism: Brassica oleracea var. oleracea
Lineage: Eukaryota; Viridiplantae; Streptophyta; Magnoliopsida; Brassicales; Brassicaceae
Source: RefSeq, a predicted model, not a curated record
CUGAUUUCUUUCCUUUUGAUAUAUGUACAAUGGAUUUGAGGACAAAUACUUUUGAAGAGGGAUCGUCUGAUGCGCCACAGUACAUGGAUCAGUACAUGGAACCAGGCCGGGAUGGAGCUCAGGACGAUCAGAUCAUUCCAACUGAGGUUCAACCAGCCGACCGUUCCAGACAGACAGACCGAGCCGUGUACCGGAUCAACCCGCGAGCAUCCGGAAAGGAGCUACGGCUGGAACCACGUCCAGAUGACCGAACAGACCGUACCGGAGCUCGUCUUCCCCGACCAACUUGCCAAGCCAAGAGUGAUGGUCAAGCCAGAAAUCAGUUUGAUCGAGUGGAAACCGAGACAGACCAUAGUCUUUCCCUUUUGGUCCGUCUGAUCCGAGCCGAGUGUCCUGACGAACGUACUGAUGGAUCAGCCGGCCAGUAUGAUCAGUUCUUGAACUUUGAUGAUCAAAAUUUCUCUAAGGCAAGGAUUCUACAACUGUCCAAGGACUUGGGACGUGCUGGAACCAGAAUGAUACAUGAGCCUUACCCGCCCGACUGUCCAGAAUGCGCCCCGUCCGUCCUGCUCCUUACCGCGAAGGAACCACUUGGUUCAGACGAACUUGGACGUUAGCCGAAGAGUCAUUUAUGAUCAGAUCUGGAACUCAAGAGUUUUCUACUUUGUUUUUAAUUCCAGCCAGAUCCGAUCUCUAGAUCUACCAUUAAUACUUUCUUAUGUCUCUUUCUAGUAUAAGUAUGCAAACACUUCUCAUAAUAAAAUGAUUCCAUUUUUCUUUCAA